Malassezia pachydermatis is the source of this 1146-nucleotide messenger RNA. RefSeq lists its product as hypothetical. The record is from RefSeq and is a predicted model, not a curated record. The coding region runs from base 1 to 1146 and encodes 381 amino acids. Gene Ontology annotation, molecular function: signaling receptor activity. The transcript has 2 exons. Gene Ontology annotation, cellular component: membrane. Lineage: Eukaryota; Fungi; Basidiomycota; Malasseziomycetes; Malasseziales; Malasseziaceae.
AUGUUCGCACGAUCGAUGGUUAUGACAGCAAGGUCGCCCUACCUGAUAGAUUACGAUGAAUUGCCGGCCUACGCCAAGCAUGGACCCUACGUCCAGACAGGGUACCGUCGGCCAGGCGAUGCAGCAGCGGCUAUCGCCUCGUCCUCCGAGACAGUCGUGGUGACCAGUGGAGUCGAUUACCCAAGGACGACCACUUCGACGCUGAAGCAGUUGUACGUACAUGACACAUUCUACAAGUGCUGGAAGAGCGUGUGGUGUUACUGGCACAAUGAAACUAUGAACAUUCAUACGCAUUUGUGGGGCUCAGUCCUCGCUUUCAUCGUCCUUCUCUUGCAGCUGGCCGACGUGCAUGGAUGGCUCCCCCCCGGGCCAUGGCCCAUCUUAUCGAUGGAAUCGUUUCCGUCCCACAAUCCACUAGAGCUCUUCUCCGAUUUGGGAUUGCGGAUGAACCGCCUUGAACGACUUCGAGAGCCGAGUCAUGGCGACCUCGCGGCCAUGACGGUCUUUUUGCUCUCCGCCAUGCUCUGCUUGGGCUGUAGUGCGACCUACCAUACGCUGGCCUGCCAUUCACACAAAGUGGCACAGAGCUACAACCGUCUAGACUAUGCCGGGAUUGUGAUCCUCAUUGUCGGCAGCAAUGUCCCUGCCUUGCACUUUGGCUUCCACUGCCAUGGCAUGCUGCGUACCAUCUACAUGGUCAUGGUCUUUUUCUGGGGCAUGCUUACGUUUUACGUGGUGACACAGCCGCACUUCACCUCGCCCAAGUACAAAGCCCUGCGUGCCUUUUUGUUUGUCGUGCUUGGUCUUAGCGGGAUUCUGCCGCUCCUCCAUGGCCUCUAUGUCGCGAAAAGCUGGCAUUUCGUGGCAGACGUCCUAGGCGCCAAGUACGUGAUGUACAGUGGCGCGGUGUACAUUAUCGGUGCUAUGAUCUACGUGGCCCACUUCCCUGAGGCCAAGUUCCCGCGCACGUUUGAUUACAUUGGCGCCUCGCACCAAAUCUUCCACGUGUGUGUCCUAGCCGGUGCUUUCUUGCACUGGUUGGGCGUGCGUCAGGCAUAUACGUUCUGGCAUGCGCUAGAGACGCUCUCUGGUGAAACGGCGCAAGACGCGGUAUGUUACGCCUUGCACAAGGCAAUCGGUGUAUAG